Messenger RNA from Xenopus tropicalis (tropical clawed frog), 996 nucleotides. It is a transcript of the gene selenos, whose product is annotated as selenoprotein S. Gene Ontology annotation, biological process: intracellular protein transport. The record is from RefSeq and is marked reviewed. The transcript has 6 exons. NCBI's taxonomy places the organism in Eukaryota, Metazoa, Chordata, Amphibia, Anura, Pipidae. Gene Ontology annotation, cellular component: cytoplasm; endoplasmic reticulum membrane.
GCGAGAAUAAACACACAAACCGGAUCUAACCCUAUUCGGCCUGUUAACAUGGAGCUGGGAAACCAGCCGGGGCCGGGGAAUCGCCCCGAAAUCGAGCUGGAGUGGUACCAGUAUCUUCAGAAUACAGUGGGUGUGGUCCUGUCAAGCUAUGGAUGGUACAUCUUACUCGGCUGCAUCCUUAUAUAUCUCUUGAUUCAGAAGUUGCCACAGAAUUUCACACGAGCCGGCACAUCGAAUCACAGCACGGUGACAGAUCCUGAUGAGAUUGUCAGAAGACAAGAAGCAGUGACAGCCGCCCGGCUUCGGAUGCAGGAGGAGCUCAAUGCUCAGGCUGAAUUAUACAAACAGAAGCAGGUUCAGUUGCAAGAGGAAAAGCGUCAGCGAAACAUAGAGACCUGGGAUCGUAUGAAAGAAGGCAAGAGUUCCAAGGUGGCCUGCCGUCUUGGCCAGGAACCAUCUCCUAGCACCUCCACAUCAGCUGCCACAAAGCCCAAACAAGAAAAGCAAGAAAGGAAAACAUUGCGUGGCAGCGGGUACAAUCCUCUGACCGGAGAUGGAGGUGGUACAUGUGCCUGGCGACCAGGACGAAGAGGUCCUUCUUCAGGAGGAUGAGGUUAAGCCUCUUGCUGGUAUUUUUCCCCUUGGGAAUAUCAGCAAGGUUAAAAGAAUGCACCACCUGCAGUAAUAGUGUCGAUUCCAAUGGCCCUCAGUCAGCGACCCAUUAGGAACAGAGCUUGGAUGAACGUUUCUGGUCACACUUUCUCUGUGAGUUAUGGAAGAAGUCACUUGAUGAAUGUUAAGGAGCUCUUGAGAAGAAGAAGCUGGAAUACUAUCUGAUCAGAUCAGGCCGGGGAACUGCAAUCUGACACUCUGCAUGAUGUCCUCCUUACAAAUGGCACAAUAGCCAAUGAGGAUGACUGAUGUUGUUAGGUGGUAUGCACUCUGUAUAUGCUCUUUUCUUUGUGUCUGCUGCUUUAAUAGAUGCUUUGCACCACA